This is a messenger RNA of Eimeria acervulina, 1032 nucleotides long. RefSeq lists its product as hypothetical. The coding region runs from base 1 to 1032 and encodes 343 amino acids. The transcript has 4 exons. The record is from RefSeq and is a predicted model, not a curated record. Lineage: Eukaryota; Apicomplexa; Conoidasida; Eucoccidiorida; Eimeriidae.
AUGAUGAUGUUCAUGAAGAUUACCGUCAUGAUCAUAGUGAUGGUGAUGAUGAUUAUGAUCACAAUGAACAUGAUCAUUACGAUGAUCAUCAUGAUGAUCAUCAAGCAAAGAGAUGAAAGAGGAAGAAGGGAUGCAUCGCCCCGGGGACGCCGCUACGAUGAUGACCGCAGAUAUUCGCGCGUAGAAUCUCCUCGGCGCGGGCGGUACGGCAGCAGGGAAAGAGGAGGCCGCGACUUCAGAGACAGAGGUGGUUGGUGGGGGGCAUAUGACAGAAGAGACAGAGAAAGAGACAGAGAAAGAGACAGAGACAGGGACAGAGAUGACGGCGGAUACUGCCACAGGAGCAGCUCCUACAGGGAUGAUUACAGAGAUUCGCGCAGGCGCGGGUAUGCUGCUGAUGCUGCUGUCAAGGGGUGUGAGGGGGGGCGUGUGCUGCUGCUGUGGAUACUGCUGUUGUUGCUGCGGCAGGAGCCGCAGCCGCACUCGCAGCCGUUCCCCUCGGCGUUCUCCUUCUUACAGUGGGGACUCACGAUAGAAUCACAAGGGCAUUUGCAGCGCUGCGCUGCUGCUUGUUGUCUCUUGUUGAUUAAGUGGCUAGCAGUAGCAGCAGCAGCAGCUCUUGCCCUUGGCUGGUGUCGGAGCCUAGACCUUGUUAAGACAGAAGAAAAGAAAGACAGAAGAAAACCAACAGACGAAUCUCACCCGCUCAGCUGGGAGUUCAAGAGGCCUCCAGGGCCGGGGGGGAUAUCGGCUUGGGGAGAGGGAAGCUGCAGCAGCAGCAGCAACAGCAGCAGCAGCAGCAGCUUGAGCGAGCCCUUCUUGCUGCCGCUGCUGCGCCGUUCGGUUUUCUGGGGAAACGCCGCAGUAAACGACGAAGCGGCAGCGGGUGGCGUCCAUGAGACCGUGAAGGGAGCAGCAGCUACUGCAGGCCUCUGCUGCUGCCGCUGCUGUAGUGCCCAGGUGCAGCAGCAGCAGCAGCAGCAAAAAAGCAAGAGUUUCUGGGGCAGAGGAAUCAAGCUUCUAGAGGCGUAG